GCAGACGGCCAGAGGGAGCUGCGCCGGGCUGGGCUGUGCGCGCUGCGCGAGGGACUCGCCUGGGCGGAGCGGGCGCGCGCUUGGCUCCGGGGCAGCCGCUCGCUCGCUAUGAAUGCGGCCCGGGCUCUGCUCUCCGCCGUGUUCCUCGCCUGCUUCUUCUGGGGGGAUCUGCCCUGUUGCCAGCAGGCCACCAUCCCCGCCGACGACGCGCCCAGCGAGCCUCUCCGGGAGUCCGAGCAGGGCAUGCGAAGCCCACAGGACGGCCAAGCGCCCCGAGACGCCGCCGCCGCCCGGAAGGGACCGUCCGCCUGGGCCCCGCCGCCGCUAGUGGAGCCCCACGAGUACAUGCUCUCCCUCUACCGGACCUACUCCAUCGCCGAGAAGCUGGGCAUCAACGCCACCUUCUUCCAGUCCUCCAAAGCCGCCAACACCAUCACCAGCUUCGUGGACAGGGGGCGAGGUAAGCGGACAGGGCGCAGCCGACGGGCACCUUCUUCGGGCGGGUUCCCCGGGCCUGAUCCAACCUUCUGACACUUUCCCGGGCCCCAUCCACCUUCUGACACUUUCCCGGGCCCGAUCCACCGUCUCCUCCUCCCUCCCCCCCGAAAUAUCUCUUCCCCCACCCCAUCCUCUCUCCUUCCAGCCUGCAGCCCUUCCGUUCUCUCCUCCAAAAAGGGCACCGAUCCGACCGCGCUCCCCUGGUUUCCCCGUCAUUCCUGCAGGCUCCCGAAUCCCUCUCAGCUCCUGUGCAUAGCUGUCAACUUUUUCCAAGGGAAAUUCCCUUAUUCCGAAUAGGAUUCCUCGCAAGAAAAGGGAAAAGUUGACAGCUAUGCUCCUGCGUGCUCUGCCACCAGCAUCCUUCUGGAGUUCAGUCUGAAUAGGGGGUCCCACACGCGUCUCGAUGUGAACACACACACUCCGGAACACUUGCACUGGAGUAGAGCGUGCCUUGCUUGGAUGGGGGACCCCUCCGCCUUUCUGCGCGCUUCCUGGGGCGUCUGCCCCGUCGACUCUGGUGGGUCUCUCCGAAGAGUCCAAGGCGCACAAGAGGCCGGGGCGCCCCUUUGAGAAAGCGGCAUCUGGUGCUCUCCACCGGGGGAAUCGCCGUUGGGUUGGGGACAAAUGCUCGCGUUUGGUUUCUCCGUUGCGCCGGCGUCUCAGAGAUAAACGGGGAAAGGAGAGCUGUUUCUGGAGCAAGUUUUCUCCCUUCUCUCUGCUGUCUUGCCUCUGCCAAACUUGAUCCAACCUUAAAGCGCCCGGACUUCGACGGAAGCGCCUCUCUCAUCUGCCAGAAAUGUUUCGCAGGCUUUUUUUCCAUCGGGAUGAGCUGCAGUUCUGGGUCGCGUUUUCUCUUCGGUGCUCUGUUAGGAAGCCGUUUCUACGGGAAUUAUUCUGCUCGGUGGAUUAAAAGCGCAGCGGAAUCCGGAGUAAUCCGAAGGCGGGUGGGGAUGUGUCCAUGUGUUCGCGGCCCCUGGUUUCCGUGUGGGAAUCCAGAGCCAGGUUAAUCGCGACGGGGAGCAGGGGGGUUAUCCUCCCACCCGGCCCGAUUUUGUAUGACACAAAUUAAGGAGCGGGGGGAAUUGUUCUUUUUCGGUCAGUUUCCAAUAAAACUUUGCGAGGGUCAGCGCUUGCUCGGUUCUAACCGCCAGGAAGGCGCGCCUCGGCUUCUGCCAGCUCCCACAGAAUCAGAAUCAUUUAGCCACAAGGAAUAUUAAAACCCGUGCAAAAUAAAAAGGACCUUCGACCCCAUCCGGCCCGCGGUUACUGCUGAGCAAAUCCCACCGGGUUGAACGGGGCUCCCUCCCUAAUGCAGGGCAGCCACCAAGGGAAUCCCCCGCCCCAUACACACACUUCGUAUCUUUUCCACAGAAAUCCGCCAUCUCCUCUUUAAAAAAAACAAACCCAAACAAACAAAUCUGGGUACAAUCGCAGCAUCUUCAGGUCGAGCUAGAUCUCAGGAUCCCCUAAAGAUCGCUUCACCACCCACCCACCUCACUUCCUUUGUAGGUGAUGCGCUUCUCCAAGCCUUUAAUGGACGGUCCCCGUCCCACUUUCCGAAAUCUCUGAGGAUCCUUCGGGGGAUCAUAAAUGACCCAUAAAUAUAACUGUAAAUUCGGUCAUUCCCACACUCUCCUCUCUCCUCUCACCCCUUCCCAUUUAGCACGCUCUUUCCCCAAAGCCAGGUCUCCCCACUCCACCCCGACCCACAUCCCUGUUCCGGUCUCCCUCGUCCGGGCCCUUUGCGCGCAGCGGCUACCCUCCUAACCGAGCCAGAGGGUGAUUCUUGAGCCUUGGAAAGCCUUGGAGGGAGCAAACAUCAAAACCGCCGGCUGCAAAUGGUAGUUGAUUCCCUCCCACUGAAAAAAGAGGAAAAUAAAAGGAAUGAACUAAAAGCUUGCGCUUCGUUUCAAAAGAUCCGAGUAGCUCCCCUGUCCUUUAAAGGUCUCUGCCCCAAGGAGAUGGGGACGCCAGCAAUUAAUGGGGUGGGGGGGAGCUUGAAACAUCGCCUCAACCCACAUACCAACCCUGAGACCGGCUAAUGAGGCAUGGACACUUUCCAGGCAUUGUUAAGCGUUUCCCUAUAUGCUCCCUGGCCAUCUUUACCCUGCUGGAGUAAAUUGCUUCUUCUGUUUUUGUUUUUUUUAAAAAACGUGGCGAAUUACUUCGUUCUUUUAUUUAUUUUCCUACUGGGGGAUUUUAACUUACAGUACUCCCCCCCCCGGGGUUUAAACUGUUUGCAUCCCCCCCCUUUUCCUCCUCCCCCCCAUCCCGGCUCCUUACCAACCGUUGCGCCCUACCUUGCAGGUAUCUCGCAGCCGGUCUUCAGGUUUAAAUCUAUUGCCUCCUUAUUGCUUCGAAGGGCAAUCGGAAAGUGAAUAGGAAGGGGGAACCCCAGGCGAUUCCCUUCCAUUCUCACGGCAAGACCGCAAGCUUAACAUGUCAGAGAUUCGUAAGGUACCGUAGCUUUCACUGGAGAAGGGGAGCCCAGGAGUCUGCGGUUCAUGGGAAGAGUUAACCGCGCUUCUCCUUGCGCCUCUACCUCCGCCGGCCCCCACCACCACAACGAGAGAUUGAUGCUAGGCAUAUUUGAAAGACUGUUCUCGGAUGGGUUAUCUGUUUGCUCGUUCGUUGAGAGCAAUCCUUCUAAAGGAGGCCUUAGCUGGCAGCCUCGGUUAAAAAUAGCUGGUCGGUGGCACCUGAACGGCUUCUUAAUUCUCCAUUCUCGCUCGCCACCCCACCAAGAAUGGGUUUCUAAGGAGAGAAGGGGAGAAUAGCAUGCAAUCUGAUUUUAAAGGAGAUUAUCUCGCUUCUCAGCUAGGAAACGGGCCCCCACCCUUCCUUGAUGUUUUUAAUGUGGUUUGUUUCAAAAACCACAACCAACUUGGGACACACCUCUCCAGUUUAAAUCGCUGCCUUCUAAACAAAAGGGAUAGGAAGGGGGACAGUUUGCAGGCUACAGAGGACCCUGAAAACUUGGCUCCAGAGGUGGAUCUCACUCUGCACUCCUGGGAGAUUUUUCUCCGAGGGAAGGCGGGCGAUGGUAGCAGAGCAAUCGGGAGAGCAAUUCCCCCAGGAGGAGCCCUGGUUUGGUGAAGGGGCGGGGGUGAGGAGGAGGAGGAGGAAAGCCUUCGUUCCUCCCCCCCCCCCCCGCCGUCCCCAUUGAUUUUGAUUUGAUGUGUCACAGGCUGUGACCUCGUGCUGGACCUUCUGAGGGUUGCUUAGCAUCAAGCCCCUGAUUGGAGUAGUUCAACUCAGUGAUCUAAUUGAGUGUUCAUGUCAUAACAUAUCAAAGAUUGUCUAGUCUCCCAUAAUGAAGGCGGGCCAGCCAAUGGCGCACCCUCGACGGGGAGGACUUCAAGAGAACUUCCGUUCCUCUGAAGUGGCAGGCGACCCCCGCUUGGGCUCCCCCCUUUUUCUUUUUCAAAGCCCACCUCCCUGUGGGCUCCCCGCUCCCCCGUCCUCCAGUUAAUUGCUGAGAUGGGCUUAUGCAGCAGCAGGAGCAGGAGCAGCUCCGGAGCACUUCUCUCCAAAGAUUUGCAGGACUCCUGCCCGACGCGCAGAUACAGACUUUUCAUUUCCCUAACGCGGAAUAAUUCUCCUCCAAGCCCUCCCCUUAAGGAUCGCCGCGGUAUUUGCUCGCCUGGUCAAUGUCGCUUUAAACGAAAAGGCAGUAGAGUGGCUGGAAUGGCUUCCUUUUUUAUUUUUAUAGAAAUCGACGCUUCCACGAAUCCCACCCACCAUUUUUCUUUCACUCUGCUGGAGACUAGGGUGAUUUAUUGUGGAUCUGGCUAAAGAAACUGUUCUCUUUCUCCCAAAUCAUUAUAAGUAACGCGGAGUGAUGGGGUUCUUCUCUGGCUUUCAGCUGAGCUUGGAGCGAAGAGAAGCGAUCCUAAAUCUCGCUUCUGUCUCUCCUCCCCGCGCAGCGUCCCAUGAGGGCCAGAGAGAGUCAUAAUACACACCCUCAGGAGUGCGCCCGAGCCAUCCUUUCCACGGGGAUAAAUCCAGAGUGAUUUCGGCUGCAAAUCGAUGGGACCUGCUUAGAUCUAGGAUGGCACGGUUAGGACUUCGCUGGUGGUUUUUAGAAGGGCGUUACUUAAAAAAAUAACACCCCCUAAAAAAGAAACCCUCCCCCUUCGGCGCAGAACUUUCAGAAUAGUUUAUUAAUCGGAGAGGGCUCCGCUGGCUCACAUGCUUUAUUAUUUUUGUUGUUACGUGUUUAGGGGGGAAAGUGGGGGAUAGUUAGCAUUAACUCCUCCCCCCUUACCAUAAAGCCCGGUUGCCCCCUCCCCUUUCACCACUCCUCCCAGUUAUGGUCGCAAGAUCAGACAGGACCUCGCUGAAUGUAGGAAAAUUACUGUUGGCGCAUGAAGUAAACUCAUUAAAACGCAGAUGGUGCUUGGCUCGCUCCGCCGCCGCCGCCCUCCCUCUCCCCACGUUUAGAAACCCCACAAUAAAGCAGAACAAUUAGGAACUGCCGCCGGAUUGAGGGGUGAACCGCAAAGGCACUUAUUAUUAAUAAUAAUUCAUAAUAAUAAUAAUAAUAAUAAUAUUUUCCUUGACAACUCUUUAGAUAUUCUUGGGCAGAAAUAAAUCCCAUGGGGGCUCAGAGCUCAGGCUCUGGGGUGAGAAAUCGGCAGGCCUGCCUGAGAGCGAGUGAUUGCUGUGAUUUACUACCCGAGGAAGGUGAAAGGCGGGUGAGGCUGAGGGGUUUGAAGAAGGGCUUGGGAAUCCCAGAAUUUUUGGAAGGCGAGGGAAGUGCAGGCAGGCUUUUAAACGCUUGGUAUAUUCUUGACCAGGGAUCUGCUAAAAACGAGCGGCAGGGGUGCAGGUUGGAAACAGUGGAAGCCCGUGGGUGCUGGGAAUGCCCACGGACACGACGUCCAUAAGGCAUUUCUUUCCACGGAGUUCACACGUGCCUGGCGCAUCAGAAAUAGGCUUGCUUGGAAGAAAGCAACCGGGACUGGGACUUCAGUUUCUCAUGGCGCAGCCGAAGUCCGUGAGUUCAGUCGAACUGAUUUCCUCGCAGGUGAAUAUAAGGCUGGAAAGCACGCCGCGUGGUUUCAAAAACAAGUAAACCUGCUCACGUGUGAAUUGGCCAAUGCGUGUGGAUUAGCAGCAACAGUUUUGUGAAUGGCUAUGCUCCCUGCGUCUCUGCUUUCUGCGGGUAGUUUCAUUCUGACUUCGCUGUUGGCCUCUUUCUAACGCACUCCUUCCACGUGUAUGUCUUCCUGUAACUCAGGAUAGCACGCUACACUCCGCGCAUCUGGUCGAGGGCAGCCUAGCUCGCGGAAGCUUAUGCCACUUCAAUACAUACUUGUAUUUGUCUUCAAGGCGCUGUCUUGGUUACAAUCGUGGAUCUCCGUUUUGGAGCACGGUUCUCUCUGCCUCGCUGAGUUUGCCUUGGAUGAGUGUCUCAAGAAUUCACACGGGCUGCAGGUCAGGUCCAUCUGCCGCGGGCACCUCCGCGUGUCUGGGAUCGGGAUGCCAGGCCGGGGACAGGAAGAUCUGCAGGUUUCAGCAAAGGGACCGAGAGGACUUAGCGAGGGCUGAGCGUGGCACGACCCUUUUCAUAAACAGGACACUAAAAAAAACAACACCCCAGCUUCUUUGAGGCUCCCCUUCCGUUCCAUGGACUGUGUCCAAUAUUCGCCGUACUCAGAGUAGACCCAUUGAAGUGAAUAGACCUGACCAAUUUAGGUUCCUUAAUUCCAGGCCUUCUCUGGGUUGGAUUUGGAUACAAUCCCUUGUGUACCACAUGCAUACCGUGUCCCUGUACAAAGCAGAAGAGAAGUGGACCGCGUGCUUGCCCAUCUUUUACACCUGAGUAUUUUAUCUUCGGCGGGUCACCAAGGUGGCGCCACCAUGUGCCGUUAGACCCCAAGUCUCAUGGCCCAAUGGUUAGAGUCGCAGUCCAACAGCAUCUGAAGGUCACCACCCGUGGUAACCCUGCUGUGACGCCUUUUGUAGCCUCUCCCUCUGAAUCGGAGGACACGCGUGUGAAAGUUGGAGAACUUGGAAGGGAAAUGGAGUUUGUUUUUUUAAGGUUUAAGGAAACAGCAACAGAGGGAGACUCGCGGCCCCUGCCCGUUUACCCGGAGGGAAGUCCCACUUGUCCCUCAGUAGGUGGACUGGGGCAUCAAGCGUCACGUGUGAACACUGUCCACCUGCUGGCUUUGCAUUGCUGCUGGUGUGGAACUUGAGGAAGACGCUGUUUUUAAAGCAUUGAGGUGGGUGGGUGGGUGUAUCUCUCUCGUGUGUGUGUUUCCAAAUUCGUGGCGAUAUUUCCUGCAAAAAGAAGGAGAAGCCAGGCAAGCAGGCCGCAAAGCGCUGCUGUGCUCGAGCUGGGCAUCUCCCUCGGUUCUUGGUAGACGCGUCUUUCAUAUCCCUCGGGGGGUUUGCGGGUAGGCGAGAGGGAAGGGAAGUUUUUCGAGGGGCAGGGAGCGCCCGCAGUUCGAAAACAACCCCUGCGGGGUGGGAAGCAGGGCUGGGCUGCUACGGCUGAGGAAUGCGGAUCCCUCUGGCAGCUCCUCUCGGGCUGCGUGUUGACGGAAAGCGGCGGGUUUCUAGGUGGGACCAUCCGCCGGCCGGCCGGGGCGAGGGAAGCGCAAUCCGGGCCGCGCCUUCGGGGCUGUGUUGUGGUUGGCGAAAGGCGAAUGAAAUACAAGCAUGGAAGUAUUUUAAUGGGGAAGAAGGGAAUUCACCGCUUUUAAUGAUGGGGCGACCUUGUAUUCGAUUUGUUUGAGCCCCUUAUAAAAAAACAAAACAAAAACAACAAACCGCUAAUGCAGACCAGACGGCCGGAGCGACGGAGCCCCGCAGACGGUUCCAAUCUGCGCUUCCUGGCCCAGCAAAGAGGUAGAAGACCCGGGAUGAAGGGAGGGGGACCAGCCUGGGGGUCCUUCUCCCCCCCCCCGCGCCCCCCAGCAAGCCUGCGCUAAACUGAGUUGGAGGCAUAUUGUCUGGACGCAGGAAACGCCUGGGAUGAGGACAGUGCUGUUGUGACCCCCUCCUAAGCAUGUUUACUCCGGAGUAAUCCCUGCUGAGUUCAGUGGGACUCCCAAGAAAGCGCCUAACUUUAAGCUGCCGCCCUAGGCAGACUUAUUUCGGAAGAAGCCUCGCUGAACUCGGUAGGACGCUUCCCCCCCCUUUUUUGGGAAGGAAGCGCAAGUGAGCGGACACAUCUGGUUAGGUGUAGGGGCGGGGAAUUAAAUAACUUGUUUGCAACGAAUGUCUGCAGGGUUUAGAGGCGUUUGGCAGGCACCUCUGGUGAGAUCGGGAAGGCUUGGGUCCAAAUUGCUGUGUUACUCUUUGACGGUAUUGGCCUGGGUUUACUCCAGGCCUGUUCCGGGGCAGGAGAUUUGUAAGUCUGAGCCCGAGGCAACCUGAUUUUGUAUUUUUUUAUUUUAUUUUAAGGGGGAAGCGCGAUAGACACGGCAGAACGGGAUCGUACAGCCACGUGGCUCGUGGUACUUAUUUAUGUAUCCAAAACUUUGCCUGCCUUUCGGGUCCUGCUCUGGGGAUUGAAUCCACCACAGUAAAGUACAGUGGUACCUCGGGUUAAGUACUUAAUUCGUUCCGGAGGUCCGUUUUUAACCUGAAACUGUUCUAAACCUGAAGCACCACUUUAGCUAAUGGGGCCCCCUGCUGCCGCCGCGCCGCCGCCACACGAUUUCUGUUCUCAUCCUGAAGCAAAGUUCUUAACCUGAAGCACUAUUUCUGGGUUAGCGGAGUCUGUAACCUGAAGCGUAUGUAACCUGAAGAGUAUGUAACCCGAGGUACCGCUGUACUGGGAAGCGGAGAGACGUGGAGGAUAAGAGAGGCGAAAACGCAGCACUUUACGCUGGGAGGAGGUUCGUUUCUUCACUAUAACAUCCGUCUGUCCAGUAGCAUCGCAAUAGCUGGCCUUGAUUCGGAUUGGCCUAGGACGUCAGUUUGGAGGAUUUCUCGCUCCCGAGUUCUCAUUAUGAUGUAAACUGGGUCUGUGCGUGGAAAUGUCUUUCCACAAGGGAAGCGCAGGUGCCCCAAGGAAAACAGCCCCGUCCUAUGAGCUCGCUGCGUGCAGAGCUCGCUGGCGGGAGGGCGCUAUAUCUCCUGCGUCUCACUUGGGGGGUUCGCAGGCGCAUAGGCUUGGGAACAGAAUGCUGACCGAGGUAGGAAUUAUAUUGAAUUAUGGAAUCGCAGAAUGGAAAAGUACCCCAGGGGUCAUCUAGUCCAACCCCUUACAAUGCAGGAAUCCCUGACAGAGGGCCAUCCAACCUCUGUUUAAAAACUUCCCACGAAGGAGAGUCCAUCGCCUUGCGAGUGGGGUUUGAUAUUGCAGAGGUCUUUGGACUGCCUUAGCCUGCUGCUGUUUAUGGAACCGGUUUUUAUACAUCAGAAACCACGGAAAGAAGUUUGUUGUGGAAGGAAGCAGCAAGCCAACAAGCAAAUAUAUACAGUAUUAUGAUUACACGCCUUAAUGUUUCGGUGGUUUUUAUAAUGCGCAAUAUAAAUUAAUCAUCAUCAUCAUCAUCUGGUCACCUGCAUCGACGUUGAAGUGCCUUUCUAUGUUCUGUAAACCGCCCAGAAGCCUAUUUUUUGGCAUGAAGCCGUAUGGUAGGGCAGGAGACUCCUAAUUUCGCGAUCGUGGGUUGAAGACCCACAUUGGACAAAAAGAUUUCUGCAUUGCAGGGGGUUGGACUAGAUGAUCCUCGGGAUCCCUUCCAACUCUGUGAUAAUGAAAUAAAUGUAAUAACAACAAUGCAGUUUUUUGCUUCAGGCUGCAGACCUGUGCUGACUUACCUGGGAAUAAGCCCCACUGCCAUUAAUAGAACUUCUGAGUAUUAUUUUUAUUUUAAAUUUGUACACCGCCUUUCAUCUGAAGAUCCCCCAGCGGUUCACAACAGGAAAAAAACCAAAUAAGCACGUAUGCAGGGCUGCAGUGUCAUAUAUCCCCAUUCACUCUCAGAUGAGCUUCCUGGGUUCAGUCAAGGGGAAGUGGCUGCUCAGACUGGCUGGAAUAAGCGGAAUUUAUCCUAUCUCUCCUUCCUCCAUUAGCGGCCCUUGGAGCCCCACAUUUUACGCGUGACGGCGAUAGGUGUAUAUCCCUCCUGAUGAAGGUCAGGACGGGAAAUGCUUGUUUGAGAAUUCCUGGUCCAAAGCUUCAGCCACUUCCCUAGCUGUGGAAAGGCGGUGUACAUUAUUUUGUGCCAGACAGAUAUAGCCCUCCAGAUUUUGCUGGGCAACUCACAUCAGCCCAAGGAUAGCCAGUAGUCGGGGGAGGGGUGGUCCAACACCCACACCUUCAUUUUGCACCUGUGGUGCCAAUACUAGGUUCCUCCCUCCUCCCCUUUAAUCCUUACAACAACCCUCUACCCAGAGAGAGGAAGAAGAAAUGAUUAACUAGUCCACGUUUUGGGUCCAAGCACGGGAUUUGAACCCGGUUCUUUUCGCUCGAAGCCCAGCGCUGCAUCCGAAGUUGGUGCGCUGCAGAUGUCCUUAGACUCCCAAGUCCCAUCAGCACCAAGGAGGACGGAUGAUAGGAGUUAAACAACAUCCGGAAGGCACUGCAGUGGCUUCCUCUCUGGACCCUCCUGGCUCCAGGAAUGAUGGACUUGUUCCUGUGUGCGUCAGACUCCUACCGUCCUCACCCCACUGGGGAUUUCCUUAGGACGGCGAGGCGCUUCGAGGCAGACUUCUCCGCGCUGCCUACCUCUCCGGGUUGCGCGUGAUCCUGAGUUAAAACUCUUGCUUAGUUGUCUCCAUGCAGGAGAGCAGGGAGGCCCGGUCUCUCCUUCCAUCUCCAGGGCGAACCCAGGCACCUCUUCCUACCGAUCACCGCCACGACAGUAUGUUUGUGUGCGUUGGGAAGGAUGUGGAGAGGGAGAGAGGUAACAAAAUGGAGAGGGGAAUUAUUUCACGCGCUGCUGAAUCUCCUUGGUCUGUGUGCUGCGUUCAAUGGGCCUGACUCUGAGCUCUCUCGCCAUCUUGGGGAAACCAAAGCUGCUCCAGUCAUCAGAUGUGGAAGCUGAAUAGACGCAGCUAUUCUCCCUCUCGGCCUUCCCAGCCAUGGGCGAAGCCAGGAUUUUAGUUGGAGGGAGGGGGGCGGACUCAGAACCUCAGAUUUGUAUUGACCUUGACCCCCCCUAGCUACGCCCAUGUUACCAGCCGUCUUUUGUUGCGCAUUAAUGACGCUCUGCUCCUGAUUCUAUGGGGCGGCUGCACAGGAUCCCCCUCUCAAUGCUAUUUGCCCCUGCAAAAAUCGGGGGGGGGGGUGUCAUACUGCUUCAUUUCCCACCAGUGCAUAUCCUGCAACACUUCCUGCUGGAAUCCUGUAACAUUUCACACCAGAAGUCCGCUUUUGUCCUGCUGUUGAUGCGCCGCAACCCCUCUGCCCCGCCCCCGGACAGCAAUAAGGUGGUAGCAUUGCGGAAGCAUGGCAGAAAAAACUUCUUCAGCUGCAUUGCAAGUAUUUGUGCUAGAUGAACUGUUGGGUCCCUUCCAACUCUAUGAUUCUGUCUAAUCAAGCAGAAUAAACCCACCAUUAAAGGAGGAUUAUUGAGCCAAGAACACGUUGCAGACAAUAAAACAGCAGUUUGUGGGCCAUCUCUCUCUUAUUUUUACUUCAACAGCUUUUUCAGGGUUGCAGUUCUUUCCACUCUUGCCUGGGAGAAAGCCCUACUGAAAAUAAUGGGAUUUACUUCUGAGUAAAGAGCGUGCACAUCCAACGGAAGCUUGCAGUCUCAUGUUCUGUUGCAUUUGGGAGCUAAAGGAGUGGCGGAUGCUCUCAUCAGAACACAUAUUAUUUAUUUUAGUCACUUGAGAAGUUUUAUUUUUAGUGACACGCAAGUUGACCCGUUUUAUCUUGAGAACCUUUCAGUUCGACAAAGUGCAACUUUACCCGCCAGAAAGUUGCGGAGACUUUUUAAAGGCGUUCCCUGGGCUCAGCAAUUGUAGGGAUUUCCUCGCGCAAUUGAAGUGAAGCAGUGGAGAGGGAGAAGCGGGAGGAAGCCGCUGGAUUUCCCUGAGGGAUCGCCUCUCCCCACUCGACCACCUGGAUCUGCAGAAGGGGCACUAUUAGAGGCGCCACAUAAACGCUACUCAAACCACACCUGGAAGAAAGCGUGCUUUUAGUGUGGGAGCACCCAAACAUUGGAACUCCCUGCCUGUGGACACCAGGCAGGCGCCUUCCCUCGGCACUUCCGGGUACCUGCUUAAAACAUUUUCAUUUAGGCAAGCCUACCAGGGCGCAAUAAAACGAGAUGAGCGCCGCAACCCCAGAGUCGGCCACGACUGGUCCUAAUGGUCAGGGGUCCCUUUACCUUUUUACCAGGGCGCAACACGUAGACGUGCUUUAAUCUUUUCCCCCCUUGUUAAUUUGAAUUGUCAUUAAUGCUUUUAAUUACGUUAAGAUUACUUUUAUUGAUUACUUGAUUUACUAAAAUCAAGCUCUGUAUACAUUUUAUUAAAAUAAUAAUUAAAAAAAUGAAGCCCUGCUAAAUGGCUGGAAAGGAGACUGCUUAUCUUUAAACGCAGUGUUAUGCAUACUUACUAGUGAGCCAGUCCCAUUAUAGUCCAGGGAGUAAACAAAUAUAGUUUCGAACUGGCAGUGGCCAGUUUCUCGUAUGAUCGUCCCCAUUUAAUACAAUGGGAAAACAGUGCCAGUUGGACCUAUCUAGCGCUGGGUGAGCCAUGCACCACCAUAAAUGGUUGGACUCCAGCUUCCGCUUCCGGCAGCCUGCAUGUCCAGUGGUCAGGGAUGAUGGGAGUCACCAUCCUUCAACAUUUGGAAGGCCAGGUGUCUCGCUUCGCCAGGUAAUGGCCUGCUGUCCUUCACUCGUGUGCAGUGCAGCGCCGUCUCAACCCAGAAGCCCACGGAAUUCCGUAGCACCGUUUGAUCGCAGCAGCCUUGACUGCCACCUCGAUCGUUUUAAUCUGAUUUUGUAAAGCGGUUUAAACUCCCGGCCUCUCCAUCUUUCUCAACCGCGCAUUGGUAUUUAGCAAAACACUAUACGGGUUGUAUACAUCCUACUCAGAGUAGACCCACUGAUAUUAAUGAGCCCAAGUUAGUCACGUCCAUUAACUUCGAUUUGUUUACUCUAAGACUGAAUGCAAUCCUCUUGUGGGUUGUGGUUUGAAAAAUCACAAUUCUGCAUUUCUUCCUUGUUUUCGUCUUGUGGCAUAUAUAUUUUCGGUCGUGGAAGAUUCAGGUGCUGAAAUGGUCCGAAACGGGAAUUAUACACACACCCCUUCGAUUACACCUGUCUGGUUAACUGAGUUUAAAUUCUAGUUUUCCACGAAGACGCUGGCUUGUUGAUUAAGCUGUCCGGGCUAAAUCUAUCAAGGCUUCAAGGAUUACUUGGAUUGAUGUUCCCUAACAGCAGUCUAUGCCAGCCUCCCCAACCUGUUGCAUUGCACUCCAGUUCCCAUCAGCCCCGGCCAGUACAGCAGAUGGUCAGGAAUGAUGGGAGUUGUAGUCUAAGCGCUUCCCGCAGAAUUGGCGAAGGCUGAUGCAAUUAAGGGGGGGGGGUCCUGUCGUAUGACAUGGCCUUGGCUGGACUACAUAUCCCAUCAUCCUUGUCUGUUGGUGUUCCUUUCAGCUGAGGCUGAUGGGAAUUGGAGUCCAACAACUACUGGAGAGGCCCCACUGCGGGUGUCAAGGCUUCACAGCAGCCUUCAACCUAGUUUGGACAACCACUUGAAACAUCCGGAGGGGCCACCAAGUUGGAGAAGGUGGAGACUUCGGUUAGGAGGCGAGGCGCCCUCCCUUUUCGACGUGCGCUUUCCAAGACGGUUAAAUGACCGGAGCGCACCGUUAAUGAAAACCCGUCCUGGAGUAAUAUUUAUUAUAACAACUCUCCCUGGGGUGGAAGACAAUGCCACCCAACGCGAAAAGGCCCGUCUCGCUCUGCCUCAGACGGGCCGAGGCGCAAGACGAGGCUGUCACGGCUGUUACUGUGCAGGCUGCGGGUGUUUCUUGACCAGCCACCAGGAUGGUCCUCGACUGGGGCUUUCAGCCGCCAAUGAAGAGCGGGGCUUCCAAGGGCCUCCCAAACAGCUAGGUUGCUCUCUUCGCUCCUUGAGCUUCAGCCUAGCUUGGGGACAGACCGGAGGAACGGGGCAGUCGUCCGAAUCUUCUGGUAAAGAGAAAAAGAUAAAAUCUUGAGGACUAGCGCCUUGGCGUGCCAUCUCCAGGGAGUACUGGUGGCUUGCACGAAUCUUGGCGAAAAGAGACUUACGACGGCAGUGCAGAGAAGGACGUGAGGGGCUGGGCGGGGAGCCGCUUCAUACCAGAUGCAUCUCAGUGCACGCCUUUCGAUUUUGUUUUAUUUUCUUUUAAAAGAAAAACCUCCUUUCGAGGGCGAGAAAUCACCUGACACGCCAAGGAGGCGGCGGUGAGGCAGAAGGAAAUCGGGGAGGGGGAACCGGAACGGAAAGAGGUAGCAAGCUUAAAAUGUUUAACCUGAUUUAAUUGUAGGGCUUCUAACCAUGCAGCCAGAGGUCUGCUUACUCACAAAGAAGUCCCACGAGGCUUCCUCGACGGCAGCUCAAAGACAGCAGCUGGGCGGGCCAAUGCCGCUCGCCCAUAUCUCCACUAGUAAAAGGAGGCGCCGUUUUUGUUAGACUGAGAAUCCAGGGAGCUGUCUAGAAUUACCCCGAGGGACCUUUUCCUAGGAAAGGUCAAGAUCCUCCGGGAGCUAGAAAUUUGCCCCAGACUGCUCACCUCAUAGUGGUAGAUCCCGGGAACUUUGAUUGAAAUGAAUGAUGCGUAGAAAGAGUCCACUCAAUUAUAAGCCAGGCAACCCUAUCCUAAGCACGUUCACUCAGAAGUAAGCCCAGCCAAAGACUAUAUGACUUACUCUCUCCUAAGACUGCGUUCCUGCGAUCCUGAAAUCUACUGGCUACAGUGGGAAUUUCCUCUGAUCAGAAGAGGUUAGGCUCACACGGUGUAGAAACCUACAAACAAACGCGAAGGGAAUUGGUUCAGAGCGCAAGUGCUUUGAAGUCGCAGCAUCGCGUGUUUUUUUGGUUUUAAAUCGUAUUUGAAAGAGUACUUGGUUGAAACGCAGCAAGCGAGCUGACGGUCGCUUAGAAUUCCGAUCCCUUCCCACUUAAUUCCCAAAGGAUGGCUCGCAGCUUUAACUUCAUUUCUUUGAAACACGCUUACUUGGGAAGCAAGUUCUCUUGCAGCCGCCAAGCUGAGCGCAGAAAUGGUGGCCGCGAUCCUACGCACGCUUAGGAAGAAACCUUAGGCAGAUGUAAAAAGCGCUGCGGAGUCUCUGAGAAACCUGGAUAGGGGUGGACAAGAAACUUUUUCUGGAAUUGCUUCCAAGUAGAUCUGCUGCAAAUCCUCCUUCCUUCAGACGACACGCCUUUAUGAACCCAACAGAAGGAACUGCUCAACAAAUUAGAAGAGGUCUGGAGCGUCCAAAAUAGUUGAACCCAGAGGGGGAAGGGAUGCAGAGAGAGAAUAUAGCUCGGACAUCGUUGCCCAAUGCAAGCGAGACUUUAGGAAAAAUAACGUUGCGCCGAGAAUCCAUUGCAAGCCCGUGUUCCGCCCUUCUCUCCGACUGUUGCAUUCCUUGACCAGUCCUCACUCGGUUGUUUUGGGGUCCCCUCCUGGGCCCCUCCUGGGCUCUCCAAUAUAUAUAUAUAUUUCUGCAAAGCGUUGGACUCGUCGACCCUGCUGAAAGCUCCUGUGCGCGGAGACGGUGCCGUUUGGGCUCCAUAAAUCAGCGGCAGUCAAAGCCUGAACAUGUGGGAAAGAGAGGGAAUAAUGAAACAGGCUAAAUAGGAAUCCACCCAAGAAAUCUCCUAUGUUUCGGGCCGCCGCCCUUGAGUUACUUCCUUGCGUAAAUCAAGCCGACUGAAAUCAGUGGGACGUAAUUCAGCCUGAAAUCCCCAAUGAAUCAAUAAGUCUGGAUCCCGCCCCCCUCUUUUAUUAGGGCGGACGGGGAUCGUAUUACAGGUCAGGACGGAGCUCUAGUUCCGUUUAGGAAUAACCGCAGCGAGCCGGUGAGAGGGCGGAGGGUUACCCCACCCUUUCCUGAAAGAAGCAACUUUUCCUUUCUAGAAACGCCCCCGUUUCCAGUUUAAUUUAAGGCGCUGGAAUCUCGGGGAGCUGAAGAGGCGCGACUCCGGCGUUUGCCGCAGCGCCGAUCCUAAGCGGGGAAGAGAGACCCGUUCCCUUCGGUAGGGCUUUCCGCCCAGGUGAGUGAGUUGGUUUGCGGCUGCAGCCUCAGAUGAGCUGGUUUGGAAAUUGCUGGGUAAGGAUCGCACGGUUUUCACUUCAAAGCAGAGAUUCCCUCGGUUGAGGGUUGGAGUGUGUGGACCCCCAUUUCCUCCUGAAGUUUCCAACACUUCUUCCUCUUUCCCCUUCCCCGUAUCCUAUUGUCAAUAAACCAACAGGCAGAGAAGAUUUUACUCAUUCUUCUUAUUUUUAAAAAAUCGUUCUUAUGGCGCUUUGCAGCGCAUCUUACAUAAACCUUGGCUCAGUUAUGGAUCCGCCCUGGGAUAGCUCAGUUGGUAGAGCAUGGGACUCUUAAACUCAGGGCUGUGGGUUCAAGCACCACAUUGGGUGAAAUAUUGGACUACGUGACCCAACUCUGAUUCUAUGAAAAGGGAACGGAACCGUACUGGCUUGCGGGUCUCUGAAGCAACUCCUCCGCUAUGCGCUUUGAAAUGGUUAAGCCGGUUCUGGCAUUCGCUACGGCCGUGUUCUAUUCAUUUUUCUAAAAAAUUAUUUGUUUAUCUUUUUAAUUGCUUUAAUUGCCCUUGAUGUGCCUGAGAUGAGGUGUGGCCUUUGAAAUCUUCCCUCACUUUAAUGAAGCACUUUCUUGACCACUGAGGAAGGGAUUAAUUCGGAUUGAGGGAUUACCAAACCGAGCCAGCCAGAAGUCAAAACGGCUAGUUUCCAGAGAGGGUGAAACGAGACUUCUAACUAAACUGGAGGAUGUGGGAGGACAGACCCCACCAUCAUUUGCAUCUCAUCGUGUGUAUGUGAAUAUAUAUUAAUUUUGGACCUUCCUUUUGCAGAUUUGAUGUGUUGGGAUUUUCUUUGGCUAGGCUUGAAAUGAUAGAUAAAUUCUGUCGCCUUGUUGUAAUGGGAACAAACAACAACAGAAAACAAAGGCCUUCACAUCUGAAUGAAUUGAAACGCGCCUUGCCGUCUGGGUGCUAAUUCUGUGCAAAUUCCCUUGGACUUUGAUGGCAUUUAUCCCCAAGAAAGCGACCCCAUUUUUAUUCUAGGGGUUUGCGGAUUAUCGACUAAUUUGACCGACCACUCGAUAAACCAUUAGACUAGAAAAUGGUGCGCCUGCAGCCCAGUUCCUCCGGUUAGUGGCAAUUCAACGGAGGCGCCAAAGCGCAUCUGGAGGACGCUUGACUCGGAGGGAGCGUGUGUACGAUUGUGCCCACCGUCCGGAGACUGGAAAUCCGAAUUCUUCUCCCUUGCUCCUGGGCCCUGGAUUACUCCCACUUUCAUUGAUGGGGUUUAGGGAACAUUUGCUGAACUCAGUCAGUGGCCCCGGGGCUCUUCCCAAUCCUCGUCUGAGCGUCUUUGCUACGGAGAGGGAUAACCCAAGUAAAUCUCGGAUUACAGCCAUAAUCUCUGCUAGCAUAUAUGUAUGUGUGUGCUCUGUGUUUGGUAUUUCUACCCCACCAUUUUUCUCCAAGGAGCUUGAGGCACCUUACAUGGUGUUCUCUCUCUCUCUCUCUCCUCGUAUUUAAACCCCACAACAACCCUGUGAGGUAGGUGAAGGAAAAGGCAGAUGCUUUAUGCAGUCAGACCACUGGUCGAGGUAGCUCAAUACUGUCUACACUGACUGGCAGCUGCUCUCCAGGGUUUCAGACGAGAAGUCUCUCCCAGCGCUACCUGGAAUGAUUGAACCUGGGACCUCAGAGCGCCCUGCAGCUUGCUGGCCCCUCGCAUGCUGCCAGGAAGGAAGGAAGGAUUUCUCGAUCCUGUUUGUAUAUACAGGGACAUAGUAAGGUGCUUGACUCUGAGCCAGAUCAUCGGCCCAUUGGGCUCAGUGUUGUUUACACAAGUGCUUUUCAGUCUUGGGUCCCCAGCUGCUGUUGGACUACAACUCCCAUCAUGCCUAGCUAGCAGGACCAGUGGUCAGGAACGAUGGGAGUUGUAGUCCAACAACCACUGCUGGGGACCCAGCUGACUGCCAGCUGCCCUCCUUUUAAGACAGAAGACAUUCCCACCCCUAUCUGGGGACCCCUGUCCCUGUCUGGCGACAGAUGCGUGGUGGAUGCGGAGGGAAAUGGUUGUCGGUGCAGUCGUCGGACAGGAGGAGGAGCGGCGUGGUGUUGCCUCCCGGGCAAUGGGGCUGGUUAGGUCAUUUUAGACUCUAAUCUCAGUUUAUCAUAGCCACGCUCCUCCACCCGCUGCCAUUUGAUCUUAAUGAGCAUAGCUUCACUUCAAAACGAGGUAGGGAAGCUCAGCUGCCUUUGCGGGGGCGUGAGGGGAGGUUAUGGUUGCUAAUAAUAGACGCAAUCCGCCGGUUGAAUCAAGGCGAUGACGUAAUAAUCGCCUUGCUGGAUACCGCGAUGAUGCAGUAAUCGCUCUGCUGGAUCGGACUCAGAUUUAUCUUGUUCGUACUAGAUGCCUCUGGGAAGCCCAAAAGCCGGGCGUGUAGGUUGCAAUCCUCACGCGUCUAGUGUCCCAAGGUAUACUGCUUCUGAACAUGGAAGUUUUAUUUAGUUGUCCCGGCUAGCGACCGUCGAUAGCCCUACCCUGCAUGAAUUGAUCGAGUUUUUGUUAUUCAAGCCAAGGAGGAGAAAGUCAGAUGUCUACCGGAGAAAAAAGAUUUAGAAGUGGUAAGGGAUUAAGACCCUUUGCUUUGCUUUUAACUUGAUAUGAUUUCUUAUAAUGAGAGCGAGCGAGCAAGAGAGAGAUGGCGAGUGAUUUCCUUUCAGAAAGAAGAGCAAGUAAUGGGGCCACUCAGUAUGUGUUUCCCUUUAUCAACUAAAUUUCACUCCAUGUCUCUUUAAGGAAGGGGCGUGGCCAAAAGGGGCGUGGCAAUGAUGAAUGCGUGGGGCUAACAAAGGAAGACUAGAACAAUAGUUAGCUACCACCGAGGUCUGCAGCUGCCUAGAGUGCAGAUCUCAAGAGACCUUUAAGGAACACAGCUUUAUACAGGUCAGUUUAUGUUAUAUCUGACAUUUUACUUUCAUAUUUUGAAGAAUUUUAUCAUUUCUACAAUGCAUAUGUUUCUGAACACUGAAGUUAAUUUGGGGGGAAGGGGGAUGGGGUGCAAGUAGUUACUUUGCCUGGGGCUCAAAAUAGCCUGGCACCAGUAUUGCUACCAGGGACGCGGGUGGUGCUGUGGGUUAAACCACAGAGCCUAGGGCUUGCCAAUCAGAAGGUUGGCAGUUCAAAUCCCCAUGGUGGGGUGAGCUCCCGUUGCUCAGUCCCUGCUCCUGCCAACCUAGCAGUUCGAAAGCAUGAAGUGCAAGUAGAUAAAUAGGUACUGCUCCGGUGGGAAGGUAAACGCCGUUUCCGUGCGCUGCUCUGGUUCGCCAGAAGCGGCUUUGUUAUGCUGGCCACAUGACCCGGAAGCCGAGUGCCGACUCCCUCGGCCAAUAAAGCGAGAUGAGCGCCGCAACUCCAGAGUCGGUCACAACUGGACCUAAUGGUCAGGGGUCCCUUUACCUUUACCUAGUAUUGCUACCACCGUCACACACAAGUCCCUUGAGGAUGAUGUGUGAGCUGAGGGGAAAGCAGAAAGGUAGAGUGCUGUGUUAAGUAUGUGCGAUGGUAUGCCUACCUGCGUGAGUGCAACAUGCGUGUUCCUAGGUGCUCACUUUGGGUUUGGAUGGAUGCAGCAACACACCCACCCACCAGUACUGAACAAGAGCAAACGGGCUCAAAGGUAGGGAUGGAGAACCUGUGGUGCUCCAGAUGGUUGUUUUUUUGGACUCUCAUCUGCCCCAGCCCAGCAUGGCCACUGGACGCAGAUGAUGCUGGAGGACCACAAGUUCCCCACCAAACCUGUCCUAAGCACUUUGCCUUACCAUCAAAUCCACUCUGGACUAAGAGUCAAACUUGCAACCAUGUUUAUUUGAAAGUAGUUCCCAUUGAACGUUUCCCCAAGCCAAUGGGACUUUCUAAACAUUCAUCCCCACUUAUUCUGCAUAUUCCUUCAUGCCCCUGCUGGCAUCUUCAACCCUAUUCCCAUUCCUCCUAUCCCUUCUUUUUGCAACCCCCUUUGCACUCCCAUUUCCACCUUCACAAACUUUUCUCACCCUCCCUCUUUUCUCAGCACCCCCUUGCACACAGAUCACCCCCAUUUUCCAUGUCUUAUUUUCUCUCCUAUUGCAUAGCCAGCCUUUGCACAUAUAUACCAUAUUAAGGUAAAGGGACCCCUAACCAUUAGGUCCAGUCGUGACCGACUCUAGGGUUGCGGCGCUCAUCUCGCUUUAUUGGCCGAGGGAGCCGGCGUAGUGCUUCCAGGUCAUGUGGCCAGCAUGACUAAGCCGCUUCUGGUGAACCAGAGCAGCGCACAGAAAUACCGUUUACCUUCCCGCCGGAGCGGUACCUAUUUAUCUACUUAAACCCCAAUAAAAAUACAUACCACAUUAUCACCUUCACCCCCUUUUCCUUACCUCCUCAUUCCUCCAUUUCUCAACUCUCCCUUACAGACAGACCCCUCCUUUUUAAUGCUUCCUGCUCUUUCCAGCAUGCACACCCACAACCAUGGUGAUACAUGUUACUGUAGCUUUAAGAUGUAUAGAAUUGUAUCAGCAACCUUUUUCAGUUACAGAAGGUUAAGUUCAGUGGAUGAUAUAUGGGUGUUUGCAGACAUCUCUUCUAAAUUUGCGACAUAUUGAACUUCAUGGUUGCUGUUGUUGUUUAGUCGUGUCCGACUCUUCAUGACCCCAUGGACCAGAGCACGCCAGGCACUCCUGUCUUCCACCACCUCCCGCAGUUUGGUCAGGCUCAUGUUUGUAGCUUCGAGAACACUGUCCAACCAUCUUGUCCUCUGUCGUCCCCUUCUCCUUGUGCCCUCCAUCUUUCCCAACAUCAGGGUCUUUUCCAGGGAGUCUUCUCUUCUCAUGAAGUGGCCAAAAUAUUGGAGCCUCAGCUUCAGGAUCUGUCCUUCCAGUGAGCACUCAGGGCUGAUUUCCUUAAGAAUGGAUAGGUUUGAUCUUCUUGCAGUCCAUGGGACUCUCAAGAGUCUCCUCCAACACCAUAUUUCAAAAGCAUCAAUUCUUCGGCGAUCAGCCUUCUUUAUGGUCCAGCUCUCACUUCAUGGUAUCAGAAGUGAAAUACCUUGUGGGGCAAAGCUAUGGAAUAUUUGAGGGCUCAGCACCCUCUGUUUCUCACAUCCUACACAGCUGAAGAAUAGAAGAGAGGCAAGGUAUUUGCAAGAUAUUUAUAUCUAUCUCUGUCCAAACCCUACUCUCUCUCUGCCACCCUGCCACAGUGGUGUAGUGUGGGUUGCCGGUGGCCAGAACAGGGCAAGUGUUGCGCCCCCUGGUGGAUUGGUCAGCUGGGCAUGGAGCCUAUCAGGCACAUGGCUGCCGGUGGCCACACCUUCUCGGCUUGACAGCUCCACCUUCCAGCUUGGCCAGCCCAAGGGUGGGCUGGGUGGGCGUUGUGCCAAGUAGUGCUCCUCUCAGAAUUUUGUGGUGGGCCAAAAGGCUUUGGGUGAAUAGACUCCAGCAGAGGCUAUUCUCCUGGGCAUGUGCUUCAUGCAAACAAUUCUAAGUAUGGACGCAAAAUGUUCAAGUGUUUGUUCUUUUUGCUAAAAGUAUCUUUUUCUUAUGCUAAGUCUUCUGACCACUGAUCAAUGCCGUGAGAUAUACUUUCCUUCCAGUGUUGCAACACCAGACUUUUUGGCCACCAACAGGGCACACCUGGCCCAAGUACAUUUGACCCUCUGGUCAAGGCUUGUGGUAAUGGAAUAUGACUUAGUGUGAGCAUCCAAUAAUUUUAUGGAUUUCUCAGGACUAAGAUGAUAUGGAUGAUGACUUCCAUCCAGAACGCUGCCAUGAUCCUCUCAUUAGAAUAAUACAACUGAACACCACUGGCCUGAAUCCAUGUCCAAAUUACUCAAUAGUAAGGGCACUGAACUUGGUUGGACACACUGCUGAGUAAAUAUACACCAAGCCAGGCAUGUAAAGCUAGAAUAGGUGAAUAUGCUUUGAACCUAUGCUGCUGCAAAUCUUUUUGUUAUCCUACAUCAAGGUUGAGGAACCUCAGGUCUAGUGCCUCCCAGACCUCAGGAGCUAGGAUACUCUCCAAGCUAUGCCCAUCGCUGGGACACCCUCCUUUUCCCAGGUCACGUCCCUAACUAGUAUGGUGAUCCCUCCUUGGGUGCGUUUUGCCUGAUGGGAGUGCGUCCUUGAACUAUGGAUCAUGCCUUUUGCUUUCCUGGUUGUGGAACAGAGACACAGAGAGGGUGCAGAAACCUCUGACCUGUAGGUGGGUGGAAUGUAGCCCUCGCAAAGGAAAGAGCAAACUUUUUCAGCAGGGGGCCGGUCCACUGUCCCUCAGACCUUGGGGGGGGCUGGACUAUAUUUUUUUUUGGGGGGGAUGAACGAAUUCCUAUGCCCCACAAAUAACCCAGAGAUGCAUUUUAAAUAAAAGGACACCUUCUACUCAUGUAAAAACAUGCUGAUUCCCGGACCAUCCAUGGACCAGAUUGAGAAGGCAAUUGGGCCGCAUCCGGCCCACGGGCCUUAGGUUGCCUACCCAUGGGAAAGAGUCACCUCUGUAGCUCCUUCCACUUUUUGCCUCUAGCCCUGCCCACCACUGGGAUGUGUCCCCCGAAGGCUGCCUAUGAGGAAACGUGGCCCUUGGUCUGGAAAAGGUUCCCCUAUUCCUCUGCUAUACAAUCCCAAACAACGGGCCAGCUCGUGUCUAUGGGUGAAAUGCAUAGCUCAAAGGAGCGCAGGAACCCUGAGCCAAUUUUAGCUGGAAGGGUUACGGCACUCUCUUUUGGGGUGGGGGCGCCAAUGUGAAAUUGAUUCUUCCUGUCACUGGCAAGUUGGAAGGUCUUGAUUCCCAUCCAUCACCCUCCUGCGCCUCCCCUCCGCCCCACCCGUCUUCCCAAGACCUUUUAACCAGGUCCUUUAGCUUGUAAAAACACACUGAUUAGGAAUACUAGUAGUGACCUUCGCGAUCAGUAAAUAACGGGGUCUCUUGCAAGCCGUUUCAGCCUCCCUUUCCCAGCUUGAGCUGCAGCGCAGAGCUCACGAGAGCAGGCUCUGUGUGGUGACACUUUUACUGUUGAAAUAUAUACUGAUUUUUAUUAGCUCUUGGGGGAAACCCAGAGGCUGGGGGAAUUUUUUUGUAUUUGCUGGCCUGUAAACCUUUUUUAUUGGAAAGCAGCUAAGGCGCGGGGGGGGGGGGAGAGGUUUGAAUCUGGUUUGCUUUUCACAGCCUACACUUUGUACACAAUAUGUGUCAAAAAAAGAAAUCCAGGUUUGUGUCAGGGUGAAUGUACGGUAAUCCAUGUGAGCACACAUAUAAGCAGUUUUUGGAAAAACAAAAGAAAUGCGUUUUUAAAAUAUAUACAGUAUAAAACAGAGGAAGAGGGCACCUAUUUUGCAUGCAGAAGAUCCCAGGUUCUUAAGAGAGGAAGGCAACAACAGAGAGCAGAUCCCCAGCACUAUAGAUCUACUCUCAGUACUCCUGGUUUUGUUUUAGGGGGACAGCAGGGGUUCCACUAGCAACUACUGCAGCCCACCCAGUCCAUCCCAGUCUCUCUGCCCUGGGGGAUCCUGUUAGCCUGGACUUUUGAGAGAAAGAUAAGGGGCCCUUCUACACAGCAAUUGCAAUAAAUGCAACCAAGUUUUUCUGCAGCAUCCACAGGACACUCCUCAUCAAAUGCCUCCUGCAUUCCCACCCUCCCUAAUCCAGAAUAGACAGAUUUUUCCAUGGAAAUGGUAAAUCGGGAUGAAGUGGGAAAAUAAUACAGGGCAGCGUAUGGCAAUAUGUGGAUGCCGCAGAAAGCUUGUACCCACAAGCAGCAACCACAAUAACUGGCCGUGAGGACUCACCAAAGCACUGUGCUUCGAAAUGCAAGGAAAGCCACUUAAGAGCUUCCCUAAUGCCUUGAAAUGUCAAGAGGCAACAGAAAUUGCCUUCCGAAAAAGUGGAGCUAGCCCUCCUCUUUGGGCUAUACAGAUAAAUGCCAUCUACAGUUGCGUUAACUGAUGAGCAGCCUAGCUCAGUUGGUAGAGUAUGAGGCUCUUUAAGCUCUGGGUUGUGGGUUCAAGUCCCAGGUUGGGCAAAAGCGUCCUACAUUGCAGGGGAUUGCACUACAUGACACUCUUGGUCCCUUCCAAUUCUACAAUUCCAUGAUUUCAGUGGCAGUCCAUUUCAUCACCCUCCCACCCCCCUUAGGAAAGAAGUCCCCUGGAUUCCAUUAGGGACCUCUAGGCCCCGGGUAUUUUAGCAGCUCCCCUUUCUCUCUCGUGCCAAGCCAGGCUGCUGGAAGAGGUCAAUUCUACCUGGGCAAGGGCCGCCUCCUCCCCACCCCGCGCACGUUCCCGCUUCAGAGGUGAAACUGACUGCAAUUAUGCGUUUUAUCUUGCAGACGAUCUUUCGCCCAGCGCUUUAAGGAGACAGAAGUAUUUGUUUGAUGUAUCGACUCUCUCCGACAAAGAGGAGCUGGUGGGAGCGGAGCUGCGGCUCUUUCGCAAAGCCCCUGGCGAUCAUUCCUCCAAGGCGCAGACAGGCCUGGCCCAUGUGCAGGUCUCGCCCUGCCUGUCGGGCCGCCUCCUGGACUCCAGGACUUGGGGCCUGCACGAGGCGGCGUCGGCCCAGGCCGGGGGCGGCUGGGUGGUGUUUGAUGUGUGGCAGGCGCUGCAGCCUCACCAGCCCUGGAAAAAGCAGCAGCAGCAGCAGCCGCAGCAACUGUGCCUUGAGGUGCGCGCCGUCGCGGGGACUCGAACUCACGCCCAGCAGCCCCUGCUGGACCUGCGCGAUCUGGGCCUGGGGCGAGGCGCUCGGGCGCAGCAGGAGAAGGCACUGCUGGUGGUUUUCACCAAGUCCCGGCGGAAGAAUCUCUUCUCCGAGCUGCGCCACGAAAGGGGAGCCCAGCAGCAGAGCGCGCACGCGCCUCCCCAGGAAUCGACGGCUGCCGCGCAGUUGCGCUUGCAGAGCCGUCGGAUGAGGCGCACGGCUUUCCACAACCGCCACGGCAAGCGGCACGGCAAGAAAGCGCGGCUGCGGUGCAGCAAAAAGGCCCUGCACGUGAACUUCAAGGAGCUGGGCUGGGACGACUGGAUUAUCGCCCCUCUGGAGUACGAGGCGUACCACUGCGAGGGCGUGUGCGACUUCCCGCUGCGCUCGCACCUGGAGCCCACGAACCACGCCAUCAUCCAGACCCUCAUGAACUCCAUGGACCCGGGCUCGACGCCGCCCAGCUGCUGCGUGCCCACCAAACUGACGCCCAUCAGCAUCCUGUACACGGACGCGGGCAACAACGUCGUCUACAAGCAGUACGAGGAUAUGGUCGUCGAGUCCUGCGGGUGCAGGUAGCGCCGCGCCUCUCUGUCUCCCCCUGGAGGGAAGAAAAAGAAGCACCAGGGAACUUGGGGAGAGAGAAGGAGAGAGAGCGCGAGCGCGCCCACGAGGGACUCGCUAGGGGUAGCCCUGCGCAGGGAGGAGAAAGCAAAAGAGGCGCUCGACGGGGCGGCCGCUGCUGCAGUUGCCGCCGCCGCGCGGGCCUGGGAAGCCCUCUGGAGUGGGAUUGAGGAGCGCGCCUGCGCCCUGCUAAGCCCGUUCCCCCCAAGCGCUCCGUGCACUUGUCAAGGGGUAGCCACGUUGGGGCGGAGAGGCCUGCUAGAAAUUGUGCCUGCUCCCACCCCUCCCUGCUGCCCAUCAGCUUUCCAAGUUCAGGAUUCCCUUUUGGUGGACGGCAGCUUAAGGAGCAAGGAAAGCCAGGGCAAGAACAGCUCUCCUCUUGUUCGGAAAACACGGGGCAAAGGCUAGGAGGAGAGUGGGCAUCUUCCUGAUGCUCUGUGGCUAGGAGUAGCUGGCCCCAGUCUGCUCCCCCGUAUUUGAUAUUAGGAGGUGUAUUGGUCAGGCAGAGUUUUUCCAGAGAUGGCGGUCACUUUAGUUUGAUCUCCUCUUACCUGCAAAUCAGAGAUGCUCAGAGUAGGGGGUGCAGGGAAGCAGAGGGGGCUGGAAAGGAAAUCCAGAUCAGCAGUGCUUUGGAGAUCAGUAUUGUGAGAAAUGGUGAUAGCCGCUUUCAUGAGUGAUGCUCAUGGUGGCUGAUAUCUCCCCCAUCCCAGGAUACCCUUCCACUUUCCAUCCUCCACAAGUAACUUAGCACAUGCUUACAAAUUGCCUGGAUGGUUUUGUUUUCCAGAUUGUAGUUUUACCCAGGUGGGCAGAUAGGAAAGCACCUGUCUCAGAGACACUUCCUGUCGAGAGAUCAGCAGGCAAAUCAUUGCAGGGGGUUGGACUAGAUGAUCCACUGGGUCCCUUCCAGCUCUACAAUUCUAUGAAAGCAGGAGGCUGAGGUCUAGGGGAUUGCCGUGGGGAAAGGGGCCGUGGGAACAGAAAAUGCCAAAUACUUCCUGUUAAGUGUCAGAUUGUAUUCUUUGCGUUGGCAGAAGAUAUAGGCUUUCUUUUAAGAGGAGAAAUGGGAAAGAGCCAGUGCAGAACAGAGCUGGCUUGAUGUUCCUCCAGAAACAUCAGGAAGUAUUCUCCUUUCUGUAGCUUUGCAAGAUUAGCAGGCUGAAACAGCCUUCGACACCCCUCCCCCCCAAAGUGCAAUGCCAAACUGUAAUUACCAGUGAGGUUGGGCUUCAGAUCCUAGUAAUGAAAAGCUGUGAAAGGAGUUUAAAGAAAGCACACACAAGAUGGGUCCCCCCCCUUUUUUAAAAAGAUAGGUUGGAAACGCCUUUUAGUUUCAAGGUAAGUUUCGCCAGGGAGCUGAAUUAAGUUCCAGGAGAAGGCAGGCGCCUUACAGGAAGCUACAGCAGUAUUACACAGUUGCGCAAAGUGAUGCCGAGAGCAAGUGCGUCGCUAUGAACAUUUGCCUUCUGUCCCAGCCUUCCGCGAAGAAUGGCUUGACGUACAAGAUAAUGCACUUCUGAGCAUUCCUGAAGUCCAUGGGGAGAUUCCUUCCUCCAGUGAAUUCUAGAGCGGUUAGACUAUAUCUUGACUUCACAGAGCUGCAAAAUGGCCGGGGGUGGGGGGUGGGGUGGGGGAGAGAAGUACAAGUGUAAAAAAAGUAAAUAAGUAAAUAAAUAAUAUAAUGAUGCUAAUAAAGGAAAGUCUCGGCCAGGAGCAAUAAUUGUUCUUUAAUGCACACUUUGGUUUGGAUGCACUGUUGUUCGUAUUGAAGCUGUAAAUACUUGUUUAUUUAAACAGACUGCAAAGUGCAGAAAUGGUGGCAAACAACAUUCAUUUCUCCCCCUCCCCCUAAAUGUCCAAAACAUGAUAUGCACUCAAAUGUCUAAUUUUUUUGGUUAAAAAAGUUUAUAUUUGAGCUGUACAGAGUUGAGCAUUAAUCCAAUAUUUCAGCUGUAUGUCUGUAACAUUAUCGUCCCUCUCCCCUUCUUGAAAUGUUAUUGCAAGAGUUAAAAUUCUGUGUUAAUAAUGGAGAGUUCUUUUUUUCUGUUGUCUACCUCACUACAUUGCAAGAGCACAAUCCACCGGGAAGGUCUGCAUGCCUUGCUGCGAAAGGCCUGUAGCUUAGUGGUAGAGCAUCAGCUUUGCCUGCAGAAGUUUCCAGGUUCGAUCCCCGGGCGGAGCUGGGAGAGACUUCCUGUCCGAAACCCUGGAAGGUUGCAGCCAGUCAUUGCGAACAAUACUGAACAAAAUGGGCCAUUGGUAUUAAGCAACUUCCUUUGUUCUCAUGCUGCUACGCAGUUCCUAUUUCAGUGAGGCUGAAGAAAGAGAACUUCCUGCUGGGUUGUGCGCCAAAUAAUAUGCAACUCUUAAGGCUGCGUACCCAUGGCAUUUUAUUCGAGAACCAAUGGAGACAGUGCUUCCCCCUCCCAUGUAGUCCGCACACAAUUUAGAUCUGUUGCAUAUUUUUUUGCCCCUGAAAAGCUCUUCUUGAGAAACUGGCUCUGUUCUGGAAAUAAAAGCUCAUUGCGGAUGGAUUCUGCAUUGCCGUGCAAUGUGCUCAUUUGCAAAUGGAUGAAAGCAGCUGUAGGCAGUCCCAGCAGUGGGGGUGUAUCCCUACACCUGCUUGGUGAUGCUAUGGGUGGGCAUAUAUCAAGUUCCCAGUCACCACUUCCUGCUUCGUUCACCCAGGGCAUGUGCAGGGAAGAAAAGGAGGGGUUAGCCUAAACAAGGGGAGGGGUUUCAAAUGUCUUAUCUGGUAACCACACCCACCCUUGCGGAUAGCAGGAUCUAGAAUCUACAGUAGUUUGAAAGUGACAUGUUGUGGACAAGAAUGAACAGUUCCUGAUUGAGAAAAAAUAUCACUUUUGUGCUACAAAUGGAUUAGUGUGUACGGAGCCUAACACUCUUUAAGGUAAAUUAAUAUUCAGAACAUUUUUACUGGAUGGUACUUAAACCACAACUGUAUUAUUAAACUCUUUCCUCCCUGGAAGCCAGUUGCUUUUUCUGUUCUAUUUUGAUUAAAUACCCGUGCAUUAAAAACCAAAAAACCCC
Molecule: messenger RNA, 28078 nt
Organism: Podarcis lilfordi (Lilford's wall lizard)
Lineage: Eukaryota; Metazoa; Chordata; Lepidosauria; Squamata; Lacertidae
Source: the annotation of a GenBank genome assembly